Molecule: messenger RNA, 384 nt
Organism: Chaetomium strumarium
Lineage: Eukaryota; Fungi; Ascomycota; Sordariomycetes; Sordariales; Chaetomiaceae
Exons: 2
Coding region: 1-384 (127 amino acids)
Source: RefSeq, a predicted model, not a curated record
AUGGGCCAAAAACAGUCGGCAGUUCAGGCGACCUUCUUCUGCCCCGCCACGGGCGCCGAGGUGACGGACCCGCUCGGGGUGUGCGCGCAGUGCCAGAACUGCCACGACAUCAUCUGGCAGUCGGUCUUCGUGUGCCCCAACACGGGCUACCGGAUCGAGAACCCGCCGUCGUCGAUGCUGCGGCCGGACAAGGAGUGCCCCAGCUGCUUUCAGCCGCACUCGCCCUACAGCAAGCGCGUCUACGUCUGCCCCGUGACGGGCGCCCAGAUCGCGCACCCGCGCGACACGGGCGGCAAAUGCCAGCGCUGCAGCCGGAGUCACGAGGAUAACUCGACCCCGAUCGGGAGUCGGGAAGCUGUGGUUGCGCGGGCGGGGAGGGAUUGA